CGUUCCAGCGCUCCAGUCCAUUGCCUUCUUCGUCGUCUCCUUCGGCUUCAUGUUAUUCCCCUCCUCCCUUCUGCUGGCCACGGCGGCCCUGGCUGCUGCUUCUCCGUCCCCCAAUUUCCCCCAGACUCCUUUGCAAUUCUUCUCCUCGUCGCCCUCCACCGCCGACUCCUUGGACGAGGUCAUCAAUGACUCCCCAUUCCUUUCCUUCCACCGCGACCUGGUUCAGAUCGAGUCCAUCUCCGGGAAUGAGAACCGCAUAGGCUACUUCGUGGCGGACUUUCUGGGGGCGCACAACUUCUCCGUCGUCAAGCAGCCCGUGACCGGUGGUGAUGGGCAGGUCCGCUUCAACAUCUUUGCCCACCGGACGUCCAGUCAUCCGCAGGUCCUGCUUACCAGUCACAUUGACACCGUGCCGCCUUUUAUUCCCUACUCCCUCGACCGCAUCGACUCUGAUUCCUCCUCAACCGCAACCGUCCGCAUUUCUGGCCGGGGCACCGUCGACGCCAAAGGCAGCGUGGCGGCGCAGGUCUUCGCGGCCCUCGAGGUGCUGGACGAGGACCCUGAAGCUCCGCUAGGGCUCCUUUUUGUUGUCGACGAGGAAGUCGGCGGGAAAGGCAUGCGCGUUUUCUCGGAAUCCUCUUUAAACCCGAGCCCCUCCGCCUUCCACACAGUCAUCUUCGGCGAGCCCACCGACCUGGCCCUCGUCGCCGGUCACAAGGGCAUGCUGGGCUUCGAGCUGGUUGCCACUGGCCACGCCGCCCACUCCGGGUAUCCCUGGCUUGGGCAGAGCGCCAUCUCUGCCAUCCUCCCCGCCUUGUCGCGCGUCGACCGACUGGGUGACAUUCCCGCCGCCAAGGGCGGCCUCCCCGCUAGCCCUAAGUACGGCCGCACCACCGUGAACAUCGGCCGCGUGGAGGCCGGAGUGGCGGCCAACGUGGUGCCGGCGAGCGGGCGCGCGGACGUCGCGGUGCGCCUGGCGGCGGGCACCCCGGACGAGGCGCGCGAGAUCGUGCGGCGCGCCGUGCGCGAUGCCACUGACGGCAGCGAGGCCGUGUACGCCGACUUCUCGACGCGCUCCGAGGGCUACCCGCCGCAGGACCUGGACACGGACGUGGCCGGCUUCGAGGUGACGACGGUGAACUACGGCACGGACGUGCCGAACUUGCAGAUCCACGACCGCGCGGACGGCAGCCGCGUGCGUCGCUACCUCUACGGCCCCGGCAGUAUCCACGUGGCGCACGGCGACAACGAGGCGAUCACCGUGGCCGAGCUAGAGGAGGCCGUGCGUGGAUAUCGAAAGUUGAUCGAGGCGGCAUUAGAUCGGAGCGAGUGAAAUCUUGGGCUCUUUUUUAGGUCCUUUCGUCUUUAAGCCCAUGUAUAUAUUUUAGUCCGGGGUUUAACUGAUCGACCCUCUUGUAUAGAUGAAUCUAAUGUGCAUCAUGACAC
Aspergillus steynii IBT 23096 is the source of this 1446-nucleotide messenger RNA. RefSeq names its product M20 family metallopeptidase. The transcript has a single exon. The coding region runs from base 50 to 1333 and encodes 427 amino acids. NCBI's taxonomy places the organism in Eukaryota, Fungi, Ascomycota, Eurotiomycetes, Eurotiales, Aspergillaceae. The record is from RefSeq and is a predicted model, not a curated record. Gene Ontology annotation, molecular function: hydrolase activity.